CUCGGACCCGGAGUCAGGGCUGGGGAGGCUGGGACCCUGGGCCCUUGGCAGCCUGGGGAGUCAGGCCGGGGAGGCUGGGGCCCUCCACUGGCAGCGGGGGAGGCUGCGUCCCUCAGCCAGGACUGGGGAGUCAGGACCCAGGUUGCCAGGACUCUUGGGGAGACUGGGACCCUCUGUGACAGGACCUGGGGACUCUGGGCAGGUAGGACCAGGGCAGCUGGACGCAGAGUGGGCCCUGAGGUGCCCCAGGACCCAACUCAGGAUUAGCCCAGUAAGGAGACCUGGAACCCCAGAGUGGCCCCAGAGCAGCGGGUUCUGGAGCAGCCUUGGGAGCACUCCUGGGCCCCCAGACAGCGCCCACCUCAGGACCCCGGAACUGCUAGAGGAAGUCUCAUGGGGCCAGGGCAACCAGGACCCCGGACUAGAGCUGGGGGUCAGGCUGCUAUGGCUGGACUAGGGAAGCUAGACUCAAGGGGAGACUGGCACUCCCCAGAAGCCACUGGGGUCACCUGGACCCAGCAAGUGGCCUGCCAGGGGUGCUGGGGCCCAAGGUAGGCCCCAAGGGGUUGGGCCCUGCGGCAGGACCCCGAGGUGCCCUGAAUCCGCCCAGUUGCUCAGCUGGGUCUCGCUGGAAUGUGUGGCCCACGUGUCCCGGGUGGGCCCGCAGGUAGCAGCCCCCACCCCCUGCGGCUCUGUCCUCAGGCAUCAGGCCAGCGCCACCAGCCCCUUGAGCAGGUGCUGCGGACUGGCGCCCUGGCUGCCAGGCUGACUGCCCAUCACGUGGUGUCCAGCCCCGGGCCCGGCCUGCGCCUCGGCCACUGUCACCGCCUCCUUCCGUGGCGUGGGCACAGGCUGCCUCAUCCCGAGCUCGAGGUGUUGCGGCAGCCAGGAGGCUGGGGCGGCCCAGUGCUGGGAGCGGGAGCAGGCAGGAGCACUCUGGGGUGUGUGUGGGGUCCUGCCCUGGGCCAGGAGAGUGUGGCAGGAUCUGGGGGUGCUUCCACUGGGGCCCUGGGGUGUGCUUCUCCCUGGAGGACAGGCAGGUGGCCUUGGAGCCCUGUUGACUCUCAGAUAUCAGCUGGUGGCACAAGCUGGCUGUGGAGGAGGCCACUGGGGCUCCCUGCUGGGCUGCGGUCACUCCUUGACGCUUAGGAGAAAGCCUUCCCCCCACCCCCUCCCUAUACCCACCCCCCUCCCCCUGCCGGGCCUGGGUGCAGGGCUGAGUCCGGCCUUUGAGAGGCUCUUGCUGUCAUGCAUCGCCCAGGACCUCCCUGCCUCACAGCCACCGUUUCCCACGUGCUUCUCAGCCUGCGCCUCGCUCCUUAAGGGGCUUAACCUGCCCCGUGGCGGCGCGGAAGAUGCCCGUGCCUUGCCUCCAGGCUGUGGGGUCUGGGCCAGUGCCGGCUCUCAGAGGCUAGGGUGCCAGUGCCCGUGCGUGGAGUCUGGGCAGUGCUGGGGCCUCUGCCCCAUGGCCCAGGGGCGAGAGGGGACGGGGGCGCACGGGGAGCAGGCAGUGGCCCCCACCCCUACUGAGUGACACUCCUCGCCCCCACCAGUUUUGCUGCAGCCAUUGUGAAUGGUCCGGGACGUCCCGGGUCCUGGCUCAUUUCUGUUUGAUUUCAUUAGUUUUGUUUUUAAAAAAAACGCUCGCUGUGCGGUUCCCAGUCGCCUCAUCCUGGCCCUGGUGGAGCCCGGCACCUGCGUCUGCCUGAGCUGGAGGGGCCGUGCGGGCGCCUGCACCAGCACUGGCUGUGGCCGGCCUCUUCUCUUUGGCCCGGGUCGUGCAUCCGAGGUGGCCUGCGUGGGUGUCUGCCCAGGGCCUCGCCAUGUGGACACUGGGCCCAGCCAUGCGUGCGCGAGCGUGGCUGCCUCUGGGACGACCGGCGCACCCGGCUAGGUGGGUCAGGCAGAGGUCCCGUAGGGCCAAGGGUGACCCUGCUGCCUGUGUGCUGGGUUCAGUCCCGAGCAAUGGCGGCCUCGCUUUCCCUUGGUGCUGCGGGGCUGUCCAGGGGCAUCCUUGGUCCCUUCUGGGCCUGGGCUGCUGGCUGCAGUGGCUCUCGGCAGAGCUCAGCUCCCGCUCCUCUUUCUGCCGUCCCUGUCCUGGGGCUUCUCUUCCUGGAGACGCGUCUGUCUUGCAGUCCAAGAUGUAGCCACGUGGCCGCUGCCCUAUCCAGGAAACGCGGAGGCCGCCCGGCUCCUGGCUCCGCGGGCCGGCGCUGCACCCGCUCCUGUACCACACCCGCUCCCACUGCUCCCGCCGCUGCUGCUCCCACACCCGGCCUGCGGGGUGACCGUGCGCGCAUUUCUGUGCUGGAGGAUGGCCGUGGGGCCCGGGCCAGAGAGGUGCUCGCCCGCGGAGCCCGCGCGCCUGAGCCCGCCCGCCCGCAGCAGCCGCCCUGGGACUGGGGCCUGAGGUCCAUGCCGGCGCCGACGCGGGGUCAGCAGACGUCUGGAGGAGAAGCCAAAGAUGUUGACCAGAAAGAUUAAACUCUGGGACAUAAACGCCCAUAUCACCUGCCGCCUGUGCAGCGGGUACCUCAUUGACGCCACCACGGUGACCGAGUGUCUGCACACGUUCUGCCGCAGCUGCCUGGUCAAGUACCUGGAGGAGAACAACACCUGCCCCACCUGCAGGAUCGUCAUCCACCAGAGCCACCCACUGCAGUACAUCGGCCAUGACAGGACCAUGCAGGACAUUGUUUACAAGCUGGUUCCAGGCCUCCAGGAAGCGGAGAUGAGGAAGCAGCGGGAAUUCUACCACCAGCUGGGCCUGGAGGUGCCUGGGGACGUCAAAGGGGACAUCGGCUCUGCCAAACAGCACCUUGACUCCCACCGGAACGGUGAAACCAAAGCAGAUGACAGCGCGAACAAGGAGGCGGCAGAGGAGAAGCAGGAGGAGGACAACGAUUACCACCGCAGCGACGAGCAGGUGAGCAUCUGCCUGGAGUGCAACAGCAGCAAGCUGCGGGGGCUCAAGCGCAAGUGGAUCCGCUGCUCCGCCCAGGCCACCGUUUUGCACCUCAAGAAGUUCAUCGCCAAGAAGCUGAACCUGGCCUCCUUCAACGAGCUGGACAUCCUGUGCAACGAGGAGAUCCUGGGCAAAGACCACACGCUCAAGUUCGUGGUGGUCACGAGGUGGAGGUUCAAGAAGGCGCCGCUACUGCUGCACUACAGGCCCAAGAUGGACUUGCUGUGAGCACGUCGGCUGGCCCCGGCCUCGGCCUGCGAGGACCGCGUGUCUGAGGAGAACAUUCGCGAUUCGCCCGCGGCGCCCACGCGGACUCGGCGCCAGCGCUGGAGACAGGAGCCGCCGCGGACGCCCCGCUGUGCCUGGGCCCUGGGGCCGUGCUGCCGGGGAAGCAGGGCCUGGGCGCCCGGGACGCUUGCACGCCCGUUGAGUCCUUCUAAGUUACUGAGAACAGCCCGCGGCGGUGAGUGUUGCCUUUAGACCCCGCAGACCGGGCAGGAGCCGGGCCUGGCACAGCCUGCGGGCUCAGCCGCACGCCAGCCGGGCCUGGUCUCCACGCUGGGAGCGCGCGGGACAACAGGCCCGGCCAGCAGGGUGGCCCCGGCCCAGGGCAGAGGGCCCUGUGCACUGCAGGUGCAGAACCCUGCACCCCCGUGUCUGACGUCUCCCUCCAACCUCGCUUUGCUCAGAAGCGAGAGGGUGGCGGCCACGUUGGGCCUUUCCCGUGAAGGUGCCCUCGGAUGGGGCUGAGCCACGGUGUGGACCAGGCAGGCCCCGAGUGCCCGGAGUCACCCAGGGAUGGAGGCCCGAUCCCAGGCCAUGGCUGAUGGGCGGGACAGCAUGCUGCUCACCUGCCUCCAGGCUGCCCCCUCCUCCCAAAUGCUCACAUUUUGGUGGAAUCAGAGGGAAAACCAGCCCCACCCAGGUCUGUGCUCCGUCAGAACAAGCCCGGGCAGGUGUGGCACUGGCAGGAGGGCCUGGCUCAGGCCGCCUGUCUGCCGUCCCUCCGAGUGAGACGCGGAGCUGGCCGGCAUGUGCAGCAGCCAGGGGCGCCGGCCGCUGGGGUCCAUGCAGCGGGGCAGGCCUUUGGGGUGUAACAAGGCUUUGCUAGAAACGGGUCUGAACCGUUCCUGCUCAAAGCCCGCGGACUCCCGGUGCCGCCCAAGCCUGCUGUACGCCUGCGGGGCCACGGGCAGACACGGGAGCAAACAUUACCUGUCUACCUCAAACGCACGGGCCACCACAGGCCCUCUCUGCGGCCCGAGUCUGUCGGCGCGUCGGUGCCUGUGGGGGGGAUAGGGUGCAGCCGGCGGGCGUCCAGACCAGGCGCGGCGUCGCGGUCACUUGGACCGCGUGGUGCUAAGCCGACAUGGGCCAGGGCCUGGCUGCCGUGGGCGGAGCUCAGCGCAGAAGUUCCUAUUUUUCUAAGACUCCGUCGUCAGACGGGCGCCCGCCCGGCCCGACCAGCCUUACGGCCAGCAGCUACGCGUCCAGCCUGCCCAGCCCGGCCAGCCUUCACUUACCAUCGAGGGGCUGACGUGUGUUUUCCUGGCGUGGGAGCAGGGCCAGGCCUGACCAGCCUGCAGAGUCUGGGCCUGUGUCUCCAGCACGGACCCGCUGCCCCGUGGUCUCUCUGGGCACCGUUUUCAUGAAAAUGGAAAUUCAGAUAGAAUAUAUAAUAUUGAAUUUAAGAUUUGGGGGGGUUAAAAAACUUUAUAAGAUUAUUUAUUCUAUUUUAAGCUUCUACCAUGUUCCCGGCCGGUGGCUGGGCUGGCACCAUCACAGGCGAGAGGGGCCGUGGGGCCCGCGGGCGUCUCCGCUUGCCCGGCCAAGUCUGCAGGGGCCCGUGGUCAGGCUGGGCUACGGCCUUCGCCCGCUGCCGGAGCAACGGGGCGCACUUGCAGCUUCUGGUUUGGCUUUCCUGGGCAGUUGUGAGGCGGUGGCUGCCGGGCUGUGGAUGCGCCUGCGGCAGCACCUGAACACACGUGCUGGCAGGGCGGGCGGGUGCCCCCGGCGCGGAGUCGUGCGUCAAGCCCCGGAGUGAGCGUCCGGGCAAGGGGCUGGUGUCUGCGUUGUACGUUGAUGUCUGAUGUGCGCUCAAAACGCAAAAUAAACCCAGUGCAGGUGGCUACAUCCCAGACGCCGGUUUGUCUAUUUCCUCAGGAAGCACGCACCCCCGGCACAUGUGCCCUUAGCGUGGUAAGCCCGUGUGUCUGCCUGGAACGUGUAGGUCAGAGCCCAGCACCCAAAGCACACCUGCCCCGCGGCGCUGGUCCCCCGCUCCCUGCCCUGCACGGCAGGCCCCUGGCGAGCGGCCGUGGCUGUGCCGGGCGUUUACACUUCGUGCUUUGUGUUGGUGUGUACUUUUGUACCAUUGGUGGCUGGUUUUUGUCUAAACUAUUUUUUUGAAAAUUGCUUAAAUGUUUUGAUUUCAUAAUGGUGGAGCUUGUACUCGGUGUUUUGCCAAUUAUAUGCUUGUAAGAAAAGCAAAAGACAGACGUCGCUGGAAUUCUUCCAGGUGCUGCCACAGCUGCCCGGGUCUCACUACCCGCGAGAGCCUCAGCCUGACCUGCUGCCCCGGGUGGACAGCACCGCCAGCAGUGGUGUGGCUGCUGCACACAUUGCCACACACGAGCUCCCACAUGCACACUCCCACAUGCUUGCACACACGCCCCCACAUGCAUAUUCAUACACACACACACACACACACACAGAGGCGCCACCCACUGUGCCGUUCCCCCCAGGACCAGCAGUGCGUGGCACACAGACCCCAACUGCAAUUCUCGGGGCUGUACCCGAACAGACUUGUUCUGCUGGGAGAUGGGCGGCUCCAUCUGAGCCCUAGGUCAGCUCAGGUGAGAGAGGCCACCGGCCCCGCCCACCCGGCCCUCGUGAGUCCUGACCUGCCUGGACACUGGAGGUCAGGCCGGGCAUGGCAGCCUGGUCUCCGUGGGAGUGAACAGGUCACUGCAAGGACUGGGCCGGGCUCUUGCAGGGAUAGCCGUGUCAGCCUAAAGCCCCUGCACACAGCCUGCCCAGCCAAGCUUGCCCCCCAGCACUGUGGGCAGCUGAGCCCACACACGUCCUCCCAUGUUACAGUUGCUGGCCGGCAUCCCGGGCUGGCAUCACCGGGGGUUAAAAUCUCCCCUUUGCAAAGUAAGAUUCUCGGAUCAGCCACGCCCUGAGCUCUGCCCACUAGACCCACCUCGCUGUCCCUGGACUGCGGCCAACAGGGAAGAUCUGGGAGCUUUCUGAAAGGACUGGCCCCUCCCAGUCCCCCUGGCCAGGAGGGACCCGCGGAGCCGGUUCCCUGCCCGCCACCAGACUGCAAAGGGCCCUGAGAGCCUGCCCCAGCCCAGGCCCCUCACCUCUGUCACCAGACCCUGGCCCGAGGAGCCCUCAGCCCCCACCC
Talpa occidentalis (Iberian mole) is the source of this 6377-nucleotide messenger RNA. It is a transcript of the gene PCGF3, whose product is annotated as polycomb group ring finger 3. NCBI's taxonomy places the organism in Eukaryota, Metazoa, Chordata, Mammalia, Eulipotyphla, Talpidae. Bases 2465 to 3193 code for a protein of 242 amino acids. The transcript is spliced from 10 exons. Gene Ontology annotation, biological process: regulation of transcription by RNA polymerase II. The record is from RefSeq and is a predicted model, not a curated record. Gene Ontology annotation, cellular component: PRC1 complex.